AUCCUUAGGCCGAUUGGGCGCCGGAAGUAAUUUUCCUCCUACUUCCUGUCAACCGAAGUAUCCAAAUGCAAUGCUCUAACACCUGUACGUUUGUGUGUUCUUGUGGCAGUAUUAUGGAUUUUGACUUUCACACCAAUUGAAUUUCAUUUUAUAUUCUGAAAGCUAUUCUGUUAAAUCACGGGAAGAAUGUCUAAUGAUUUUCAAACACGAAUAGCCUCUGUUAUAGAAUUACUGGCAAAAGCGGCCUUAGAAGAAAUGAGGAAAGUUGUCGACCUGGACUCUGUUGUCUUAGGGUUUGAAAUAUCACAGGAUCAAAAUGAUGAUUCAGUACCGAAGAAACUGCUGUUUAUGACACAGAUUUCUACCAUUAUGGAUGCCCUGGCUAAGGAUGCAGUGAACAAAAUCUGUAAACUUGCCAUUGAAGAAUUGGCGGUUUUACGUUUGGAAGUGUCUCGGAGUCGGAAUGAGAUCGGAGCUCUCAAGAGAGAAUUGGAGCUGAUGGCGAAGGAGCUGAGGAUUGUGCAGGGAGGUGCAGCAGGAGAAAGACCCUUAAAAACCCACUCUGUUGGAGUGCAGGUUGCCUGGGAAUUAAGAGCAACAGAAACAGAGGAGUCAUCUUCUCACAGGGUUGGGCUGUGGGGGGACUCGGGGCUCACGGACACUGAAGAGGACGUUAAUCCGUUGCAGUGUGUGGUCAUGAUGGUAGAGUCUGAGGAUUUGCAAGAGGAUGGACUUGAAUCGAUUGUCAUCAAGGAGGAAAUACUGGAAGAGGACCUGGAUAACGGCGAUGUACAGGAGGGCAUGAGGAUCAGCGGAGAGGGACCUGUGAAGUUUGGCGCUUACGCUGGGGAAAACCCCCCCAUUGUGCAUGGGGUCCCAGCGGAGGAAACCGGCACGCAUACGGAAGACCAGGAAGGGCAGGAUGUUGCCGUUGAGUCAAGCGCAGACGUUCCUGUCAAAGACGAGUGCCCUGCGAGCAGAAAGCAUUUCAGGAAGACAAAGAACCUGAAGGCCGGCGGGGCAGCUGGCGAAGGCGAGAGAAGGCCGGGCCAUUCAAACGAGGGGAAGCACAGCAGACAGAAAUGCGCUCCUAGAGCGAAACGAGUCCUCAACUCGGCAGAGAAGCCGUUUGGGUGCGGACAUUGCGGGAAGAGGUUUGCGGUGAAGCGCAGGCUGGAGAUGCACGAGCGAGUUCACACUGGGGAGAAACCGCACAAGGUCGCUCAGAAGGAGGAGAAGGUGUUCAGCUGCACAGAGUGCGGAAAGACCUUCAGUCAGAAGUAUAGCCUUAAAACACACCAGAUUGUCCAUGCGGCGGAGAAACCGUUCAAUUGCACACGCUGCGGAAAGGGCUUCACUGUAAAACGCAGCCUGUUGGUGCACCAGCGUAUUCACACCGGCGAGAAACCGUACAGCUGUGUUACGUGCGGAAAGAGUUUCCGUCAAGCUAGUUACCUUACAGUGCACCGCAGGGUUCACACAGGAGAAAAGCCGUACCCUUGCAACAAAUGCGAGAAGAGCUUCAGCAGUGCAAACAGUCUUAAAACACACCAGGUAGUUCAUACAGGAGAAAAAGCCUUCAGCUGCGAUAUAUGUGGGAGGAGCUUCAGCGUUGCAGUUAACCUUAAUCGGCAUCUACGAGUGCACACGGGAGAGAAACCGUUUAGCUGUGACAUAUGUGGGAGGUGUUUCACUCAAGCUAAUAGUCUGAAAGACCAUAAGCAAAUUCACACUGGACAGAGAAGGUUUAGAAAGGAGAAACCAUUCAGUUGUGCUACAUGUGGGAGAAGGUUCACUCAUCAGGUCACACUACAGAAACACGAGGAAACUCACACUGGGGAGCAAAACACACAGAAUCCUUGCACUUGUGAAUUUUGUGGAAAGACCUUCAGGUAUGCACAUUACCUUAAAAUACAUGAGCGAGUUCACACAGGAGAGAAACCAUACAGCUGUGUGAAGUGUGGCAGGUGUUUUAGCCAGGUAAGUGCACUUCUAUCACACCAAAAAAUUCACACAGGAGAGAAACCAUUCACCUGUGACAUAUGUGGGAAAAAUUUCAGUUUUCAAAACAGUCUUAAGUCACAUCAAAGAACUCACACGGGAGAGAAGCCUUUUAACUGUGCCACAUGUGGGAAGACUUUCAGUUUUGUGGGUAAUCUUAAGAGACAUCAGCGUGUUCACACUGGAGAGAAACCAUUUAGCUGUCAUAUUUGUGGGAAAAGUUUCAGCCAAGCUAAUAAUGUGAAAGCUCACCAGCAAAUCCACACAGGAGAGAAACCAUUUAUGUGUGAUAAAUGUGGGAAGAGUUUUGCAUAUGUAAGAAAUCUUAGGGAACACAAAUGUGUUUACACCUUAAUGUCUCUGAGAAUGUCGAAUACCUUUCAAACACAAAUAGCCUCCAUAAUGGAAGUUAUGGCCACAGCAGUCCUUACAGAAAUUAGUAAAGUUGUUGAUAGGUCGGCAACUUUGUGUUUCGAAAUGUCUCACUCCUGCGACAAUAAAGCGUCUAAAGUUAAAUUUCCGGCGGUGGGAAGCGAAACGAUGAUGACACAACUUGCCUCUGUCAUAGAGAUACUGGCUCAAGAGGCGGUGAAUAAAAUCUGUGAACUUGCCAUUGAAGAACUGGCGGUUUUACGGUUGGAAGUGUCUCGGAGUCGGAAUGAGAUCGGAACUCUCAAGAGGAAAUUGGAGCUGAUGGAGAAGGAGCUGAGGACUGUGGUGGGGGGUGCAGCAGGAGAGAGACCCUUAAAAACUCACUCUGUUGGAGUGCAGGGUGCCUGUGAAUUAAGAGCAACAGAAACAGAGGAGCCAGAUUCUGCUGUCAUCAGUGUGUGGGGUGAUGCAGUCCCUGCAGUUGUGGAAGAGGAAGUUGCUCCAUUGCAGUGUGUUGGUGUGAUAGCAGAGCCUUCGAACGUUGACGACAGGAUUGAGUCAAUAAUUAUCAAGGAGGAAGGGCCUGAAGAGGAUUUGCAGAGCAGUCCUCUGGAGGAGAAACUGGACACCAGUAAAGAUGGACCAACAGUUGUUACCAGUGUUGCUGCAGGGACACCUGCUGUUGCACAUCAGAACUGUGUGGAGGAAGUCAGCUUGCCUACUGAAGGUACUGAAGGACAGCCCAUGCCAGCAGGGCCAGAUAAGAAUGGGAAUCCGCUCGGCGGUAAGCAUUUCAAGAAAGAAAACAACACAAAGAGCUGCAGAAGAGGUGCCAGGAAAGGAGAAAAACCUUUCAGUUGCAUGCACUGUAGGAAGAGCUUUGCUAAACUGCUGCAUCUCAGAGCACACCAGAUUGUUCACGCUGUUGAGAGACCGUACAGCUGCACAGAGUGUGGGAAGGGCUUCACAGUGCAGCGCAGUCUGAAAAUGCACAUGCUCGUUCACACAGGGGAGAAACCAUACGGCUGUGCUGAGUGCGGUGCGAGCUUCCCCCAGAAAUGUUUGCUGAAAAAACACAAGCUGGUUCAUACGGGAGAGAAACCCUUUUGCUGUGACGUAUGUGGCAAGACUUUCAACCGUGCGUACGGUCUGAAAAUGCACCAGAUAGUCCACACUGGCGAAAAGGCCUUCAGCUGCGAGGUUUGCGGGAAGAGUUUCACUAUUGCGAGCAACCUUCACAGGCAUCAGCGAAUUCACACAGGAGAGAAGCCAUUUUGCUGCACUGUGUGCGGGAAGAGUUUCAAUCAAGCCAACACUCUUAAGGCCCACAAGCUAAUUCACACCGGGGAGAAACCCUACGUCUGCGCCACGUGCGGGAAGAGCUUCAAUCAGAAAAGCAGAGUUAUAAAACACCAACAGGUGCACGCGGGAGUCAAGGCGCACGUGUGCGUCGUUUGUGGGAAGGGCUUCAGCGCCGCGAUUUCCCUCGCAUCGCACCAGCUGAGCCACGCCGGAGAGAGCCCCUGCAGGUGCGUCGUUUGUGGGGAGGCGAUGACUUCGCUCAAGAAUCACCAGCAGUGCCUCGCUGCGCUGAACGCCUUCGUCUGUGUCAUUUGUGGGAAAAGCUUCAGUGCUUCGGGCUCUCUCAAAGUUCACGAGAAGACCCACUCGGGGGAGAAGCGGUUCAGCUGCCCGUCGUGCGGGAAAACGUUCACUCAGCAGAGCAGCCUCAAAACGCACCAGAACAUUCACUCGGGAGAAAAGCCCUUCUGCUGUGGCACGUGCGGGAAGAGUUUCCGAAUUUUGGGCAACCUUCAUAGACACCAAAGAAUACACACCGGAGAGAAGCCGUACCGCUGCUUUCUGUGCGGGAAGAGUUUCAAUCAAGGGAACAGCCUUAAGGCCCACGAACGAAUUCACACAGGAGAGAAACCGUACAUGUGCGAUAAAUGUGGGAAAAGUUUCGCUCAUCUGAGGAAUCUGAAAGGUCACAAGUGUGUGUUUAGUUGAAGAAGCUCCUGUCUUAUUACCUGUAGUGUUGGAGUGUUUUCUAGUCCACAGUAAUAAUCCCAUCUAAAACCAGUAAAUUCACACAAGGCCAUUCCAGGUUGCAUAAGUUCUUGGACAGUUAUGUUGUGUUGUUGUAUGUAAGGUGACAUCAAUCAGUAAUCAUUUGAAAAGAGGUCUACUGAUUCCACACACAUUGACUGAAAGAGUAUGAAUGGUGCAGCGUGUAUACUGGUAUAUACUAUGUAGGUACCAGGCAGGAAUUUAAGGGAACUUUGGCUCGAAUGUGCAUCACUGAUAAGUAAGUAAGGGCCCGAGAUUUCAAGGAACCUGGAAAAAAUGAACCACGAAUGGAAGGAAAUCAAUCUGUACUACAGUACGCAGCCCUCAGCUGGGUGGAGGGGUGUGGUCAGUUAACAUUUCAGAUUAAUUUUCUCGCCAUUAGCUGUCAGAUAUAUAACAGCAGCAAAAUGCACUGUGAGAAAUUUUCUUUGUCAAACAUUGACAAUACAUCCAAGAUCAUAUUAAAUAUGCUAAACAUUUUGCUUGCUCACAUGCGUAAGCAUGCCUGGCAAAUGUUGAAUGUCCCAAAUAUUAGUUAAAUCGAUAAUAAUAUAUAAAUAUCUGAAGUAUAUUAGUGAAGACCAAUUAAUUGGUUGUUUUUUCCUGCUAUACAAAACUUGGCAGUUUAUAGGAAACCAUUGAAAUGCUAUAGAGUGCCUGCUUCAUCAUCUGCAGCAGUUUCACCAUCCGGUUGCAAAGGUCACCUAUUGUAGAGUGCAGGCAUGUUCCUGUCUGGACUUCACUUGGUACGAAAUUUGAUUGCAGCUCCACCUGCCCAGGACAGAGAUAGAAUUCAAGUGCCACCAGAUUAAGGUUUCACCUCAGCUCCUGUAUGUGCCCUGAGUGCAGGCAUUCGAUUUCCGAGGCUAUGUGUUAAAGUGCAUUUUAAGGCAAAAAUGAAAUAUUGCCCUCCAUCUAUGUAUUGGACUCCUGUAGUCCUGAACUGACUGUAAUAUAACGAUUACAAUUCAUUUAUUUUUAUUAUGUAUAACAUUAAGAGAAUAAACACUUUAAUAUGUUUUGACUAUGCAA
Molecule: messenger RNA, 5475 nt
Organism: Anguilla rostrata (American eel)
Lineage: Eukaryota; Metazoa; Chordata; Actinopteri; Anguilliformes; Anguillidae
Product: zinc finger protein 729
Exons: 10
Coding region: 187-4383 (1398 amino acids)
Biological process (GO): regulation of DNA-templated transcription
Molecular function (GO): DNA-binding transcription factor activity, RNA polymerase II-specific; RNA polymerase II cis-regulatory region sequence-specific DNA binding
Source: RefSeq, a predicted model, not a curated record